AUGCCAGCAUUUAAUUCCGAGGCCAUGCAAUUCUGGGAUUGUAUCGUGGUGGGCGGCGGCAUUGCUGGUUCCGUCGUUUCGAACCGGCUGCUGCAACAAGACCCGUCUCUCAAGAUCCUGUUGAUCGAGGCUGGGCCUAACACGCACGCUGUCGAGGGAAUCGAGUGGUUCGACAUGAACAGUUCUCUUGGCAGCGACUACGACUGGGGCUUUUCCUCAGUGCCGCAGGCUCACCUCAACAACCGAGAGAUCAUCUCGCCCGUUGGCAAAGGCUUGGGUGGCGGUACCAUCAUCAACGGAGCCGCUUGGGCCCGUGGACACAAGGUUGACUACGAUAUCUGGGGCGAAAGGGUUGGCGAUGAAAGAUGGAGUUACGAGGGCCUUCUGCCGUACAUGCGUAAGACCGAGACCCUCUUCGAUAACGUCACCACUCCCCUGGCCCACGGUCACAGCGGACCUGUCAAGAUUCAAUCUCCUGGCUCAACGGAAAGAGUCUUUCCACUGCGCAAUGCCGUCCUCGAGUCUUGGAAGAGCUUGGGUGUUGAUCCUCUCCCUCAGCUCGACAACAACGCCGGGAACAACCUCGGUGUUGCUGACCUUCAAGAAAAUCGCGACAAGGGCAAACGUCAGCUGGCAUCUCUCGUGUACUCUCUGGAUGGUAUCACGGUGCUUACCGAGAGCCUCGUGGCCAAGGUUCUGGUAGAGAAAUCCGCCAAAGGCAACCUGGUCUCUCGUGGAGUCCAACUCGAGAACGGUACACAGAUCUUCGGCCGCGAGACGCUCCUGGCUGCCGGUGCCUACCGUACUCCUCAGAUCCUAAUGUUAUCCGGCAUCGGUCCGGCUGAGACUUUGGCGAAGUUUGACAUCCCUCUUGUCCUGGACCAGCCUGCUGUAGGCAAGAACUUCCAUGAUCAUGUGCUUGUCCCUACGGUUUGGCAGCUCAAAAACGCUUCUGAUGGCUAUGCGAAGGAGUCUGGAAACCCUGUUUUCAACCAGUCGCAAUAUAGUCUGGGGGCCUUCAUCGACUUCAUGACAGUUGUCUCCCUUCCCAAAGAUGGUCUGAAGGCUGCGAUCGAAGAGGAUGAAGGGCCUGUUGAGGACCCUUCCGCCCAUCCUCUUCUGAACCAAGACAGAGCUCAUUCUUCCCAUCUUCUGCAGUACUCUGGUGUUUCUGCAGACGGUUCGGCUGUAUUGAUGAUUUCAGUAGUCUUCAUCAACUCCGCGCGAGGCUCUGUGACCAUUCAAUCUGCCGAUAUCAAGGAUGCGCCUCUCAUCGAUCCCAAUUUCUUGGGUACCGCGCUUGAUCGCUACGCUGCUCGCGAAACUAUCCGCCGUAACAUCAGACUUCUUACUUCUAACGAAACUGCGUUGGGUCGCGAGAUCAUUGCGGGCGAACUAGCUGCCGCCCCAUUGACAAUGGACUCUUCGGACGAAGAAAUCGACGCAAGAGUGAGAGAGAUGGCGACGGGAUGCUACCACCCAGCCGGAACGGCCUCCAUGGGUACGGUUGUCGACACGGACUUGCGAGUUAUUGGCGUAUCAGGCCUUCGAGUAAUUGAUACCUCGGUCUUUCCUGUCUCCGUCUCCGCCAACUUACAAGUCGCGACGUACGCGCUGGCGGAACAGGCGGCAGACAUAAUCAUGUCCACGAUGAGGAAGUGUUGA
Colletotrichum karsti is the source of this 1665-nucleotide messenger RNA. RefSeq names its product glucose dehydrogenase. The record is from RefSeq and is a predicted model, not a curated record. Gene Ontology annotation, molecular function: oxidoreductase activity, acting on CH-OH group of donors; flavin adenine dinucleotide binding. The transcript is spliced from 3 exons. The coding region runs from base 1 to 1665 and encodes 554 amino acids. Lineage: Eukaryota; Fungi; Ascomycota; Sordariomycetes; Glomerellales; Glomerellaceae.